AUGGGUUAUGCAAAUGCCUAUCCGAAUACUGCAGUGAACGGAUUCCGUAUUUACCUGAACGAAUCAGAACGUGGUCCAUUCACUGAAGGCUCAUUCACGUGGAUAUGGUCUGCUAUUCUCAAUGUCUACUUUCUUGGUUUCAUUACUGGGAGUAUCAUAGCCGUUCCGUUGGCUGAUCACAUUGGCAGAAAAUGGUGCCUGGUUUGCGGUAAUUCGACCAAUUUCGUGGCUGCUGUUCUAUCAACCGUCUCUAUUAUCUGGAUUUUUCCUGCACUGUUUGUUGUUAGCAGAAUAAUCUUCGCAGUCGGUGCUGCAGUUUCGAUGAACAGCUUAGUACUACUAUUGCAGGAGUCAGCCCCUGUUUCUCUACGUGGACUGAUGUCGUUUAAUGCUGAAAUGGCUUUCGUCGUAACGAAUAUGAUUGGAGCACUGGCUGGGAUGAGUAGUGUGCUUGGAACAAAGCUUGGUUGGCUUGUUGGGUUGGCAUGUAUUCCAGCAUUGCUCUCGAUCCUGAUGGCUCUGUAUUUCCCUGAUUCUCCACGAUUCCUCCUUGUGAAGAGAAAGAAACGAAAGCAGGCUGAGAAAUCUGUUGAAUUUUAUCAUGGCACUAGUAAGCACGACACUGCAAAGGUGCUUCUGUCGUAUGAAAAUGAAGGCAUUGAAACCAACGGUUCGGUUAAAGAGCUGCUUACUACGAAACAUGUGCGGUCGGGUCUUAUUUUAGGAGUCAUCGCGUUACAAGCUACCACGUCAAUUUGGCCUGUGAUAUAUUACUCAACAGAUUUCCUAAUUAGAGAGAAUAUCAAUCCUGAAACUGCUGAACUCACAUCUACUGUGAUGUUGUUCGUAAGCUGUAUAUCAACUGUCACUGGAAUGGUAGCCGUCGAACAUUAUCCACGCCGUCUACUGUUGCUCGCUUGCGGCUUUGCGAACAUGUCAGCACUGUCGCUUUUUGUGCUCAGCGCACAGCUUCAAAAUAUAUGGGAUAUAUGCAAAUACGGUUGUAUUGUUGCUGUCGUACUACAUGGUAUCACCUACAGCUUCGCCUUGGGCCCCAUAUCAUGGUUUAUCACGGCAGAGCUAGUGCCAUUGCAGUACCGGGCGCUAUGUCAAUCUAUGGCGCUUUCGUCUAAUCAGGCAAUCGCCUUCGUUCUUUGCUUUAUUACUCUACCACUCUACGACAAAGUUGGAUCGCUUGUCCUUCUGCCACUGUUUGUCAUUCCUGGCCUGAUGGCAAUGUUCUACCUUCUAUGCUUUCUACCAGAAACCCGUUCGAGAAGCAUUGACGAAGUGAUACUAGAACUCAAAGGAGUAGAUAAGUAUUCCAUUGAGCUAAGCGCUCAAGCCCAUUUGUGA
Messenger RNA from Ostertagia ostertagi, 1356 nucleotides. NCBI's taxonomy places the organism in Eukaryota, Metazoa, Nematoda, Chromadorea, Rhabditida, Trichostrongylidae. The record is from the annotation of a GenBank genome assembly.